AUGGUAGAACGGGGAAUUGACGGGGCUCUUCCCCCGACUCGGGUGAACGAAGGGGACGGGCCGUCCCCCUCGUCUCUCCCUGCGGCUCCGCCCACUUCCUCUUCCUCCACUUCUUCUCCUCUUUCUUCUUCUCUUUCUUCUGUAACGGGUUGUGGCGCGUCUCCUGCGAGAGACGGCGCAGAUGCCGAAUGUGCCCCGCCGGCAAAGCGCGCACGUGUUUCGCACGAGGGCUCGGCAUGUCUCAGCAAAAAUGGUGAGCCUCCGUCGGGAGAAGAAGCGAAAACAGGGAAACGCGGAGAGUCUGUAGAAGCUGCUGAAGGCGUCAGGCCAGAGCCUGGUGGAACGGAGGCCCGCGACGGGGUGGCGCCGCUCCCCGACGAAGCAGCCGCGGCAAGACAGAGGGAAGAAGAAAGGCUGAGACGAAUCCACCUCGAGGAGAAACAGAAACAACUGUACACGUCGUUUCUUCCGCCUGGGAUGCUCAACGGUUUCGUUUCCGCUGCUCUGUCUCUCGAUGCUUCGGGCACGCUCUCAGCUGCCGCCGGGGCGGCGCCCUCGGCAGAUGCCAGUCUCGUGGGGUGUACGUACACCCCAGAUUCCGGGGUUGCGGAGGGCAGCCCAGUGUCUAGACAGCCCGACGGCGAGCUGGCUUCGCCGAGCUGUUUGAAGGCGUCUCGAGAUCCUCAGUCUCCCUGUGACGCCUUGCUCGCCUCGGACCGAGAGUCUCUGCUCACCUUCGCGUCCCUGUUCCACCUUCUCGUUUCUGGAAGAGGGAUCGACGCUCGAGAGCUGCAGGGCGCGGCGGAUGCAGACAAAAGAGAGGCAGAGGCAGCUGCUUUGGGCGACGGCGGAGACGCCGAAACCGCCAUGAAUGGGGUGCAAAUGUCGACGGGGCUUCGCCUCAACGGAGAUUUUGUCUCCGCACAGCGAAGCGAAUCGAAGAGCUCGAAUGCGUGGAAAGAGAAGGUUCUGGAGGACGACAGCUUUGGCGAGAGGGCCAGGGAGACGGCUGUCCAGAUGGCUUCGUCUCCCCUCGUUUUCUUGCGAGGCCGGCAUAGCCGCGAGCUCUUGGUGCGCCGACUCCUGAGGCAGUUGCGCGGAGAGGACGCAGAGGGAAGAAAGGAUGGUUCUGCAGGCGCUUCGGGAGCAGGCAGCAAAACGCCUCCGAGUUCAGGUGUACAUCCACCGCCCACUGUUCUCUUCGAGGCGUGGAUGAAGGCCCUCAAGAUCUUCCUUUCCUUUCUAACUUCGAGUGCACUCGUCGGCAGCAACGCGAAGGCGCUUGCUCUCGUCGCAGUUUUCGAACUUUUGCUUCUUCUUCUUUCCCCUGAAGAAGGCCUUCCUUCUUCGCCCAGCUCUUCUGGUGCUUGUGCCUCUCGAGCCUCGCCAGUUGCAGCUGCCAACAAAGCGAGUGAAGGCGAGGGACAGCCGGCGGACGGCGGGCCGAAGGGCGUGGGACGAGAAGGCGCCUCGCGCCCGGUCCUCGACUUCAACAACUUUGCAGACUUGCUUGUCGAAUUCGUUCGGGCGGUGCCCUUGCGGCAGAUUGGCGCGGUGAUUUCCUUUCUCGAGCGAAACAAAAGCAGUCUGAUUGCGGCUUUCCGGCGAAAAGGCCGGGAGUGCCUCGCCUCGGGCGGCUCCAGGCAGCCCGACACUGCGCAGGCGAAAAGGGCUCUUCAGGCUGCAGGUGCUAAAGUGAUUGGAAUGGUGAAGAGUAUCGAAGAGCCGUUGAUGCAUGCGAAUGAAAAGCAAUACAUUUUCGCGACCAUGCAGCGAGCAGAGGCGACUCCCGUUGUACUGGAUAGUCCUGAAGCGUGGAGCGCUCUGAGCCAGUUUGAGGCAGGCGAGGAGUCGCCGGCGUUUGCCGCAUCAUCGUCGGAUCGCAGCCGUUCGAAAAAAACUUCGGGGAAAGUGUCUCCGCCACAGGUAGCCGCGUCGGGCAGGGAGGCAGCCGCGCAGUCUGCCAAGGGCCAUGAAAGUGAACCAAAGACGGAAGAGAAGAAAGGAAACGACUCUCUCGCCUCUGGCGUCGGCGCAUGCUCCUACACGAUCUAUGCGGCAUAUGGCAAGGCGCUGGCCUUCCUGCAGGCCCCCGACCUCGUUCUGGAGCAGCCCGCCGACACGGUCGCCGACGUUCUCUCCUCGCUCGACACACUUUUGUCGUAUUUUCAGAAGCACCCCGCCGUCGCCUCGGUGAAUCUUGCCACGGAGAGCAGAGUGCCAGGUGUCUCGACGCCCUCCGUCGCGGAGGGAGACCCAGGCGAGAGCGAGUCGAGGCGAGCCGGCGACAAUCUGCUCCUUCUGUCGAGCUCCGGCAACCCGCACUACCUCUCCGCAGGCGCAUUCCGCGAGCGCGUCGACACCCCGUUCUUUCGACGCGAGCUCCUCGCCAGUGCAUGCGUCGCUUUCCACUUCCUCGGACAAGCUGGCCCCGGUCUGCUCGAAAAAAGGGACAAAGGGGACGGCGAUCCGAGCGCAGCGCCGCAGGGCGCCAAGGCGCCCGCGGGGGCAAAAAAGGAGACGGGGCGACCCGCCGGUGGAGAAACAGGCGUCACAGCUCAGCGCAUGCAACAAAAAAUCCGGGAGAGCUACUCGGCUCUCAGUGACAAGACGAAAAAGACCCUCGGAGCCCUUGAAACCCGAGUGUGGUCUCUGGCAGCCGAGGCCUUCAAGUCGCCCGCGCACGCUGUUCUCCCCUCGGGAAGCUCGUCUCGCCUCCCAAGUUUGUCCUGUGCAUCGCUCGCCACGUCGCCCCCUCCUGGCGGCGCUUCCCAAGCUUCCAAGUUGGGCGCGCCGGCGCCCGCUGCAUGCGCCGCUCGCAGGCAGGCCUCUGGCGGGUCUUUCCGCCGCGUCUCCGAUUCUGAGAGGAAGACAAACGCCGUCGAGAAGCUACUGCAGACUGAGCAGCUGUGGCUGUGUUGGAAGGAACGCAACUGCUUCGAUUCAGUGUUGAAACCCGUGGGCUCAGACACCCUCGCCUUCUCCGCCGCCGACGUUCCGCCGCCCGCGCUCCUCCCCUUCGCCGUCCAGACGGCUCUCUCGACUUUGAACCCGCAGAAGGGUUCGGAGCCCAAGAAGGGGAGCGCGCCCCAAACCUCCCCUCUUACGCGAGACGGGAAAGGGACGGAGAAGAAUCCUCGCGAGAAGACCGACAAGACGCAGGCGAAGGACAACAAGGGAGACGCGAAGAACGGCAAAGACAGCGAGACGCGCGCGACGACCGGACCGCGGGAAGAAGCUGCGGAAGAACCAAAGGCCGAGGAGAAAGAGGAUACAGACAUUCCAGGCAAACUCCUCAACGAAGCUCAGAAACUCGCCAAACAAGCGGAAAUGGCAAAGGGAUCUUGGUGGCCCGAGGCGCCAGGAGGGGCAAACAAACCCAGGCGGGACAGCGCAAUCAUGCGUCGCCUGGUGCAAUGGCUGCAUGCGUGGGAAGCGGCGGAGAGUGGCAGCUCAGACUCUUCUGUCCCGCUGUCCUCCGCGGAGCCGCUGUCUCCCUCCGAGGAAACUGGAGACGUCGCGCAUGCGUGGAGGCGCGGCUUGGCGGUUCCUGGUCCGCUGAACCUCCUUCGACAAGGCGAAGAUUGGUUUACGAGUGACUCGCGAGACAGUCCAGCUAACUACGACGACCUUCUUUUCAUGGACAAGCUCCGGGUGAAGCUGAAGGACUUGGUAAAGAAGAUGGACGAUGACGACAACCCCGACAACGACGUGGAGGAAGAAGAAAGAAGCAAGCACAAUCCUGUCUUUUCGCUUCGACUCCAAAGGCUCUUUGCGCUCUUCUACGGCGAUGCAUAUGUUGCCAUGUCGUACAAAGACACCAAGUGCGAAGACCUGCGCCAAGCGAUUGCGGAAUACGACACAACGGGACUCACCGCCAGGCUGGGGAUCAUCGAGCGUGCAAAGCGAACAGACACCUGCGAGUUCCUGGAGUUUGCGUGA
Neospora caninum is the source of this 3942-nucleotide messenger RNA. RefSeq lists its product as hypothetical. The coding region runs from base 1 to 3942 and encodes 1313 amino acids. The transcript has 12 exons. The record is from RefSeq and is a predicted model, not a curated record. Lineage: Eukaryota; Apicomplexa; Conoidasida; Eucoccidiorida; Sarcocystidae.